This is a messenger RNA of Dioscorea cayenensis subsp. rotundata (Guinea yam), 1376 nucleotides long. Its product is annotated as BAG family molecular chaperone regulator 7-like. Gene Ontology annotation, biological process: protein folding. The record is from RefSeq and is a predicted model, not a curated record. Bases 35 to 1174 code for a protein of 379 amino acids. NCBI's taxonomy places the organism in Eukaryota, Viridiplantae, Streptophyta, Magnoliopsida, Dioscoreales, Dioscoreaceae. The transcript has 3 exons. Gene Ontology annotation, cellular component: plasmodesma.
CGCCAUCAUCGUCCUCGUUCUCUCUCUCUCUCCGAUGAGCUUCUACAAGAGAUUCGAGCUCAUGGAUCCCUUCUCACGGCUCUUCUUCUACCGCGAGACCUCCAUCUUCAAGCACUCGCAUCAUCCCUCCAUUGACGACCUCGAGGAUGAGCUCGGCCUCGCACUAGACCUCCUGAACCCCAUUUCGAUCCCCACACCUUCUCCUUUCCAUUUUCCUUUGGGUUUCUUCGAGUGCGCUGCCGAUCUUGUCCUCAGCGAUCGAAUGGAGGCGCAGCUCCGCCAGGAAGAGACGAAGGCGCACCUCCAGAGCCUUAGCGAUCGCGUGGCCCAGCUAGAGCUGGAUUUUUUCCGGGAAAUGAGAGUAAAACCUGUGGAUUAUGGCCGUAGGUGCAGAUGGAUGACGGAAUUCAAGGGGGGCGAAAGGGAUGGGAUGGAUCAGAAGUACAAGUGGAUUGAGGCGAAGCGCGAAGGUGAUAAGAAUGUGAAAUGGAUGGCUGGAAUCAGUUCGAAGGGCGAGCCAUCGUCCCGCGCGUAUACAUUCCCAUCGUCGAUGGCGCCGAGGCACUCCGAUGCCAAGGAGAAGAUGGGCAAGAAGCAAACUGGAACUAGUAUUACGAAACGAGUGCUGGAGAUUGAAGAGCCUGUGAAUCCAGGCUGCAUUAUGUUAAAGAAGGCUUUUGCAAAGAGGCCCUUUGGCCAUUAUAAGGGUAAGAGGAAGGAACAUUCACCACAGGAUGCGGCAUUGCUUAUUCAGAUGAGUUUCAGAUCUCAUUUAGUUCGACGUGCUCAGAUGCUUCACGGCCUCCGUGAAGUGGCAAUUGCCAAAGCCAAGCUGAAGGAGAUUAGAGCUUUAUUUUCCAAUUUCUCUUAUCGUCGACGCAUAGAAAAUAAUGCAGAAGAGCGCCAAAGGUUCUCUGAGAAAAUUAUUGUCCUCCUCCUUACUAUUGACGUCUUAGAGGGAGUGGAUUAUAUAAUUCGAGCUGCAAAGAGAUCAAUGACGAUGGAGCUGGAGGCCAUGUUGGAGGUGGUGGAUCCCCAACCCCCGGGGAGGCUGGGCUCCAUGAAGCGCAGGCAGUUUGAUUUACCGGCAGGCCAAUCCAUCUCCAAGGAAAUGGCAUUGGGUGUUGAAGAGGUUGUCCAGAUGCUGGAUGAAGAGGGUAUACAUCAAAGGUAAUGUACUGCCACUGCUUGGCCUUUCCCUCAGUUUUUCUUCUUCCAAAUAUUGAUUUUACAACUUUGUCAUUUGCUUGAAGAAUAUGCAUGUUGGGGAGUCUUAAUGUAGGUUCUCUCCAAAAUGCUCUCCUUAUGUUUGUCUACCAACUGUUAAUUGAAUGUUUUACUAAUCAUUUGUUGCAAUCUUUCUAGUUAAUAUAUGA